Messenger RNA from Suncus etruscus (white-toothed pygmy shrew), 1705 nucleotides. It is a transcript of the gene IGFBP4, whose product is annotated as insulin like growth factor binding protein 4. Gene Ontology annotation, cellular component: extracellular region. Gene Ontology annotation, biological process: regulation of insulin-like growth factor receptor signaling pathway. The record is from RefSeq and is a predicted model, not a curated record. Gene Ontology annotation, molecular function: insulin-like growth factor II binding; insulin-like growth factor I binding. The transcript has 4 exons. NCBI's taxonomy places the organism in Eukaryota, Metazoa, Chordata, Mammalia, Eulipotyphla, Soricidae. Bases 273 to 1049 code for a protein of 258 amino acids.
AGCCGCUCGCGGGCAGCCGCUCAGCCCCCUAACUCCCGCGCGCGCCCUCCCUGCGCCUGGGCCGGCCGAGGAUGUCGCGCGGCGUGUCGGCGGCCAAGCUCGCUCCCCUCCGGCCCGCUUGCUAACUUCCCCGCCUCGGUCGGUGCCAGGCCGCCCCGUCGCCCCUCUCGCGCCCUCCGUCCGGGUCCGAGUCCUCCAGGCUCGCCGCGUGUCCUCUUCUCGCCAGGCCCCUGUGUGCCCGCGCCCCAGCCCCGCGCGGCCAGGCCGUCACCAUGCUGCCCCUGUACAGCCUCGUGGGCGCGCUGCUGCUGCUGGCCGCCGUGCCCGGGCCGAGCCGGGCCGACGAAGCCAUCCACUGCCCGCCUUGCUCCGAGGAGAAGCUGGCGCGCUGCCGCCCCCCGGUGGGCUGCGAGGAGCUGGUGCGGGAGCCCGGCUGCGGCUGUUGCGCCACUUGCGCCCUGGCCAAGGGGAUGCCCUGCGGCGUGUACACCCCGCGCUGCGGCACCGGCCUGCGCUGCUACCCGCCCCGGGGCGUGGAGAAGCCCCUGCGCACGCUGAUGCACGGGCAGGGCGUGUGCAUGGAGCUGGCCGAGAUCGAGGUCAUCCAGGAGAGCCUGCAGCCCGCUGAUAAGGAUGAGGGAGAUCACCCCAACAACAGCUUCAGCCCCUGCAGCGCCAAUGAUCGCAGAUGCUUACAGAAACACAUGGCCAAAAUUCGAGACCGGAGCAGCGGUGGGAGCAAGAUGAAGAUCAAUGGGGUCCCCCGGGAAGACGUGCGACCUGUGCCCCAGGGCUCCUGCCAGAGUGAGCUGCACCGGGCCCUGGAGCGGCUGGCCGCUGCACAGAGCCGCACCCACGAGGACCUCUACAUCAUCCCUAUCCCCAACUGCGACCGUAAUGGCAACUUCCACCCCAAGCAGUGCCACCCAGCUCUGGAUGGACAGCGCGGCAAGUGUUGGUGUGUGGACCGGAAGACAGGAGUGAAGCUUCCGGGGGGCUUGGAGCCGAAGGGGGAGCUGGACUGCCACCAGCUGGCUGACAGCUUCUGAGAGUGAUCUCUUGGCAGCAGGUGGGGGGCUCAGUACCCCCGUCCCCCACCCCUUCCCCUGGAGGCUGCAGAGCUGACUUGGAACCCAGAUCUGAGUCCUGGUUCUGCCUUUGGCCCAGAAGUUUCCCUCUAGUGUGCGUGUGUGUUUGUUUGAACACGAGUGUGCCCUAGUCAUUAGAGUUAGCCAAAGCCGAGAGGUGUAUUCUUUGGGGCCUAGAGCGCCUAAGAAGUUUGAGAGGGGCAAUGUGGUGCCCUGGUAAGUUCCCCUUUUCAUCCUGGUUUCCUUCCUGCCUCUGGCCAUCUAAAACCAUUUAUUGACCACAUACAGCCCUGGGGUUCUUCACCGACUUCUUUUGACUUGGACCAGUGGGCAGAUUCCUGGGGGCAACAAGUGUGUGGGGAGAGUGGAGCCCCCCUUUGCAGUAAUCAUAAAAGUAGCUGUGUGCCUGUCCUUACCUUCCAUCUGGCUUAAGGGCAAGAGGUGAUGGCUUUGUAACCAGGCAACCCAGUCUGCUCUGAUAGUUCUGGGCUCCCAAUUCCUCAGGAGGAAGUGGAGGUGCAGAGACAAAUUCACCUGGAGGUCGGAUGCUAUGCCAUUCUUGGCUUCCUGAGACCCUGAUAAGGGGGAGGGAAGAGGUCUAAGGCAGGUCUGUAGGA